Messenger RNA from Sapajus apella (tufted capuchin), 1348 nucleotides. Its product is annotated as membrane-spanning 4-domains subfamily A member 8-like. The coding region runs from base 198 to 959 and encodes 253 amino acids. Gene Ontology annotation, biological process: cell surface receptor signaling pathway. The record is from RefSeq and is a predicted model, not a curated record. The transcript has 7 exons. Gene Ontology annotation, cellular component: plasma membrane. NCBI's taxonomy places the organism in Eukaryota, Metazoa, Chordata, Mammalia, Primates, Cebidae.
AAAUAAAUAUGAAUGAGGAGGCUGAGCUCUAAGCAGCAUGCAACCUGGUCUGUAUCCAGGAAAUAGAGGACUUUGGAUCCUUCUAACCCUGCCACCCAACUGGCCCCAGUGCAUUUGCUUUCUCCGGAAAACAAAGUUUUCCACAGCAAAGGAAAGGGAAUAGGAACAAGAGAUACGUGGUUUCUGGCAGAGGAAGCAUGAAUUCGAUGGCUUCAGCAGUUCCAGUGGCCAAUUCUGUGUUCGUGGUAACACCCCACAGUGGUUAUCCUGUGGCCCCAGGAGUGUCUCAGGUGCCCUCAUAUCCAAACAAUCAGCCGCAAUUCCGCCUGGUUGCUGGGAACCCUGGUUUGGUGUCGAAUGUGAAUGUGCAGCCUGUGCAGAAAGUUUUGAAAGAAGGCAAAACCCUGGGGGCCAUCCAGAUCAUCAUUGGCCUGGUUCACAUCAGCCUCGGCUCCACCCUGGCGACAUUGCUCCUAGGGCAGUACGUGUCUAUUUCAUUCUACGGAGGCUACCCCUUCUGGGGAGGCAUAUGGUUUAUCAUUUCAGGAUCCCUCUCCGUGGCAGCAGAAAACCAGCCGUCUUCUUACUGCCUGCUGUCUGGCAGUUUGGGCUUGAACAUUGUCAGUGCAAUCUCCUCCGCAGUUGGAGUCUUACUCUUAAUCGCAGAUCUAAGCAUUCCCCACCCAGAUGACAACCCCAACUAUUAUCCUUACGCCUGGGGCGUGAACCCUGGAAUAGCGAUCUCCAGCGUGCUCCUGAUCUUCUCUUUCCUGGAGUUAGCCAUUGCAUGCACAUCUUCCCACUUUGGCUGCCAGUUGCUCUGCUGUCAACCAAGCAAUGUGGGACAGGUGAGUGUCAUCUAUCCAAACGUCAAUGCAGCAAACCCAGUGGUCACCCCAGAACCAGCGAUGUCACCCCCACCACCAAGCUAUUCCAGUGCGUUGCAAGCAAACAAGUAAAGCUACAGAUUCUGGAAGCAUCUUUCACUGGGACCAAAAGAAGUCCUUCUCCCUUUCUGGGCUUCCAUAACCCAGGUCGCUCCUGUUCUGACAGCUGAGAAAAUGUCUCCACGACUGUUUAUACUCUCAACAUUAUUCUUCAAUUCAGCCUAGAAAAUCAUGUUGUUUCUCUAUGAAGAAGAAGGGAUUUCAAAUGGAUGUUAACGAGGAGGCCCUCCCUAGGGCACAUACAUCUGCACGCAUACGGGCAUCCAGCCUGCAGCCUUGGCACACACACAUUCAUGUGCUCUGCUGUAUGUGAGCUCGUGGGUUAGAGAAACACAUAUCUAGACAUUCAAUCUUCUCUUUCAAUUGUGCAUUCAUUGAAUAAAUAGAUAUUGAGCAUUCAA